Molecule: messenger RNA, 363 nt
Organism: Ostertagia ostertagi
Lineage: Eukaryota; Metazoa; Nematoda; Chromadorea; Rhabditida; Trichostrongylidae
Source: the annotation of a GenBank genome assembly
AUGAGCUAUUGGCCAGCUUACGAUUCGCCUCAAUGGACCGCGACGUCUUACGCUCCUUCCGAAUCGCCGUCGUCGAUGGGCGAUGUGAACCAGCUGGGUGGUUUCUUCGUGAACGGUCGUCCACUUCCAAUGGCUUUGAGGGUUCGCAUCAUCGAACUCCAUCAUUCCGGCAUUCGACCAUGUGACAUUUCACGGCAGCUCAGAAUCAGUCACGGAUGUGUAGUCGAGUAUAUUCGCCUAUUGAAGUACUCAGAUCCAGGAAUUUUCUCGUGGGAAAUUCGAGAUCGACUUGUAAACGACGGGAUUUGCAAUAAGGAUAGUGUGCCCUUCCGUCAGCAGCAUCAGUCGUAUACUACGCAGUAA